AUGAAAUCUGAGAAUAAGAAGCUAACAGAUUUACUCAAUAUUAUCUACGGAAAUUACAAUGAUUUGAUGCAAAAGUACUCGGGAGAUGAGCUCAUGAAAUCAAGAAAGAGAAAGGCCAAUUAUACAGAAAAUUGUGACAAUUCUUUUGAAAAAAAUGGAAUCAGUGCUUGUAGCUGCUGUGAUGGUGGGUCAAAUGGGACACCCAAAGAAAUUGUUUCAAAUGUUUCAAAGGCGUAUGUACGCAUCGAUCGAUCUGAUAUGAGCCUAGAGUUGGUUCAGCACCUUCCAACAUCUCCAGAUCGGAGAAAAAUUCUUCGUUUAGGCUUAAUGAAUUCAGAAUCCAUGGACAGACGAUUCAGCAGAAACUUGUCGAAUGAAGGGAGAGGCUCCAUCAGCCAGCAGAAGAAGCUAGUAGAGAGUAAACGUGUAAUUAGUCGAAAUGAACAAGGGCCAGACCUUACUGAUUUUAUGAAUGACUUGUUCUACGGGGCAAGAAACACGGAAAAGAAAGCGUAUAAUCUGACUGGAAAUGGGCACGUUCUUGAUGAUCACGUUGAAGAAGAUUUUGAUCCGAGUAAAAGAAGUGUUAGCAGCAGAUUAACUCAGGAAUGGCUUCAGGAAGCGAAGCGCAUGGUGGCGUCUUCUCCUUCCCGGAUUGAUUCACCCUCUCGACUCGUUGGCUCCCCGAGAUUUGCUACUUCUCAAGGCAGGCUAUCGACUUCGUCUCUCGAGAAGAGAGACCCUUUCGACAGGUCUGCUAGAAGGCAUAGAGCAAGGGAAAGCUUCAGUGGGGAAAUCCUGUCAAAAACAGCAAAACUUUCCAUGAACAAAUCUGAAAUAAAUAGUGACCCUUCACAGGGCGGAGAAUCUCCUGCAUCAGAUGUCCAAAAGUCGUUCUCCAACCCGCUCAAAAUCCCCAAUAGUCCUACUUCAAAUCCCUAUCCUGCCAUCUCCCCUGACCCCACACCCCCAAGUCCAAGUAGUCUCGUGGGCCCACCUCUUCCACCGCGCCAAUCAGUGCACCGAAGGUCGCGGUUCCAAAAUGACCCCAAUGCACCACUGUCACAGCCUAUCCCAACCCCAACUAGCCCUCCCUCCGUUUCCAAACGAACUUUCAAAGAUACUGCAAGUACUACAAAUAAUGCACCAACAACAAUCUUGAAUACUCCACUGCUCUCCCCACCAAAACAUUUUAUUGAGUCGGCCCACCGAAGGUCGAAAUCUUCCACCACUUGCUCCAGACCGGAGGACGAGGUCCUGUCCCCACCCCGGAACUUGGUGGAGUCAGCUCACCGGAGAUCCAUAUCAUCUUCAACAUGUAGCACUAACAGGACCUUGAAGAAGAGCAAUGUGGAUGAUGGUCAGUUGAAAGAAGGAGAUUUGAAGGGUCAGGAACUGAACAAGUACUUGAAAGAGCAGAGGAUCAAAAUUGGGAAAAUCAUGAGUGGGGAGAUCAAUGGGAAGGCAAAGAUUAUGCUCUCUGGACCUUCAAACAGCACGAGCUCAAUGGUAGCAGCCAUAUGUUACGCGUGGUUGUUAGAGAACAAAAAGAGGGCUAAUAAAAAGGGAGGAGACGGAGAUAAGACUAAUUUGGAGAUGGUGGUACCUGUGAUGAAUAUGAGGAGACGGAAAAUGUGGAAGCAGCAACAAGCGGCUUGGCUAUUUCACCAUGUUGGACUUGAUGCCACUGCUUUGCUCUUUGCUGAUGAGGUUGACAUGGAAACAAUGAUCAUGGAAAAGCAGUUGAGCAUGCUUGUUGUUGGAGAGGAUAUCCUCCGAACCAAUGGCGAGGUUGGAUCAGGAUGCACUAUUGUGACAGACAACUAUUGUGAGGAUGCAUACGAGCUACUUCAAACCCCUAUUGUGAAAAAACUUCUGCUUGCAGGUAUUCUAUUAGACACACAAAAUUUAAAUAUUUCUACCAAGUUGUCUAUGAGUAGGGAUGCAGAGGCAGUUCAGCUUCUCUCAGUUGGCGCCGCUUCUAAUUAUAGGAAUGCUCUUUUUGAUCAAUUGAUGCAAGAUCAAAGGGAUAACGGUUUCUUUGAAGUUCUGCGCUACAGUUACGGGAAGCCUUCUGGUGAAAGUAAUCGAGAUAGUGGAGGAUCAAUAGAGCAGAGGAUUUCUGAGAAGUACCCUUUCAAAGAAGGAAUUGCACCAAACGAGGGGAAAAAUCAAAAUAACACGAAAGAUGAAACAAAUCAGAAGGUUUCACCAAUUUUAGGUAAACAUACAGCCUCUCCCUUGAAGAUGCCAGUGCAGGCUCCUGCAAAGACACCAGCAAAAGGAGCCAAUGCCUCUCAGGGGAAGAAUAAGUCUUUUUUCGCAAAAUUGUUUGGAUUUGGAUCAAAACAGUGA
Messenger RNA from Fraxinus pennsylvanica, 2355 nucleotides. NCBI's taxonomy places the organism in Eukaryota, Viridiplantae, Streptophyta, Magnoliopsida, Lamiales, Oleaceae. The record is from the annotation of a GenBank genome assembly.